GCCACCGCCCUGCGCCGCCGCCGGAGCCGCAAGAGCCACGAUGGACGACAUCUUCACGCAGUGCCGAGAGGGCAACGCAGUGGCCGUGCGCCUCUGGUUGGACAACACCGAGAAUGACCUCAACCAGGGGGAUGACCACGGCUUCAGCCCCUUGCACUGGGCCUGCCGUGAGGGACGCUCCAACGUGGUUGACAUGCUUAUCAUGCGGGGAGCACGCAUCAACGUCAUGAACCGUGGUGACGACACCCCGCUGCAUCUGGCUGCCAGCCAUGGCCACCGCGACAUUGUGCAGAAGCUGAUCCAGUUCAAAGCAGACAUCAAUGCCGUGAACGAGCAUGGGAACACGCCUCUGCACUAUGCCUGCUUCUGGGGACAUGACCAGGUGGCGGAGGACCUGGUGGGCAAUGGGGCCUUGGUCAGCAUUGCUAACAAAUAUGGUGAGACGCCCAUUGACAAAGCCAAGACACCACUGCGAGAAGUCUUGAAAGAGCGUGCCGAGAAGCUGGGCCAGAGCCUCACCAAGAUCCCCUACAAGGAUACCUUCUGGAAGGGCACGACCCGCACGCGUCCCAGAAAUGGGACUCUCAACAAACUUGCUGGAAUAGACUUCAAACAGCUGACCUUGAGCCAAAAACUCAAUGAGAACCAGUCAGGAGAGUUGUGGAAAGGGCGCUGGCAAGGCAACGACAUUGUCAUCAAAAUGCUGAAAAUCCGGGACUGGACGACUCGGAAGAGCCGAGACUUCAACGAGGAAUACCCAAAGCUGCGGAUCUUUUCUCACCCCAACGUGCUACCGGUGCUGGGCGCCUGCCAGUCCCCCCCAGCGCCCCACCCCAUUGUCAUCAGCCACUGGAUGCCCUAUGGCUCCCUCUACAAUGUGUUACAUGAAGGGACAAACUUUGUGGUGGAUCAGAUGCAGGCAGUGAAAUUUGCCUUUGAUAUUGCACGGGGCAUGGCCUUCCUGCACACGUUGGAGCCCCUCAUUCCACGCCACCACCUCAACAGCCGCAGCAUCAUGAUCGACGAGGACAUGACAGCACGGAUCAGCAUGGCUGAUGUGAAGUUCUCCUUCCAGUGCCCAGGGAGGAUGUAUGCACCAGCCUGGGUGGCACCAGAAGCCUUGCAGAAGAAGCCAGAGGAAAUUAACAGGCGCUCAGCUGACAUGUGGAGCUUCGCGGUGCUGCUGUGGGAGCUGGUGACCCGUGAGGUGCCAUUUGCAGACUUGUCCAACAUGGAAAUAGGCAUGAAGGUGGCACUGGAGGGGCUACGUCCAACCAUCCCACCCGGCAUAUCCCCACACAUCUGCAAGCUGAUGAAGAUCUGCAUGAAUGAGGACCCAGCCAAGCGCCCCAAGUUUGACAUGAUCGUGCCCAUCCUGGAGAAGAUGCAGGAGAAGUAGAGAGGGGGGUGCCUCCCAGCCAGCUGACGCUGCCAUGCUUCCCUCCCCGCCACCCCCAAGUGCCUUCUUUAACCCCAGAGCCAAGGGGAAGCAGGGAAUGCCCCCUCACCCUGAGCCAGCCAUGGACACACGGUACAGACAACGCUGCCUUCUCUGGAGCUGCUCUGCAGGCUUCAGACACUGUAGCACCAAAUCGAUGGCAGCACCUCCAUCCUCCCUGGCAGCUACGGACAGAGACUGAGCAGGAGGCCUGGCCCACAACUCUGAGCAUGGCUGGGCUCUGCUACCUGUGGGGCUGGGAUGGGGCUGUGGAGCCACCCUGUCCUCCUCGGCCCCAGGCCCAGAGCAGCUCACCCACUUAACAGUCUCACGUUAGGCAAUGCCCAGUCCUGGUGCUCUUCCCUACUAAGGACAGUGGGGUGAAGCUUGCCUGUUGCGCCCAGCACCACCCCAGCUUUGCGCUUCACUCUAUUGUUUCCAUCCAGGCCAUGUGGAAAAGCCGCCAGCAUCUGAAAUAAACAUUUGUUAUGAAAACUG
This is a messenger RNA of Gavia stellata (red-throated loon), 1936 nucleotides long. RefSeq names its product integrin linked kinase (gene ILK). Bases 41 to 1399 code for a protein of 452 amino acids. The transcript is spliced from 13 exons. Gene Ontology annotation, cellular component: focal adhesion; stress fiber. Gene Ontology annotation, molecular function: protein binding; protein kinase activity; ATP binding. The record is from RefSeq and is a predicted model, not a curated record. Lineage: Eukaryota; Metazoa; Chordata; Aves; Gaviiformes; Gaviidae. Gene Ontology annotation, biological process: cell-matrix adhesion; protein phosphorylation; substrate adhesion-dependent cell spreading.